Messenger RNA from Miscanthus lutarioriparius, 438 nucleotides. Lineage: Eukaryota; Viridiplantae; Streptophyta; Magnoliopsida; Poales; Poaceae. The record is from the annotation of a GenBank genome assembly.
AUGGCGGAGCCGCCUCGCGCCGCCGUCUGCCCGACAAACUGGAGGAAGGAGGCGGAUGAGCGGCUUCGGCGCCUCCACUCCCUCCUCUUCGGCGCCGACGCGGCGCUCGAGCACGGGGACGCCAUGGUGGCGCAGGCGCUCGCGCUCCGCCUCCUCGGCUUCCUCGACUCCCAGGCCCUAGCCGCAGGCGCGGACCCCGAGGAUGCCGCCUUCGUCGCGCCCAUUCGCGCCGCGGCUUCCGCUCGGCUAGCCGCCACCUCACGCGCCCGCAUCUCUGACUCCGACCGGUACGGAACACUGCCCCCGUCCCCGUGCAAUCGACCCCCUCCCUAUUUCGCGUCCGAACUCGUGGAACGCGACGGUAACUAUGCGGACUGUCCAGAUCCGAGGAAUCUACUGCAGCUACAUUACGCAGUUUGCAAAUAUAAAAUAUUAUAG